GGUUACAAGCUACUCCACAAGACAACAUGUCUGAAGACGUCCUUGACCAGCAGGGAGCAGCAAGCGGUGAACUCCAAGGCCAAGAAAGUGUUGCAGAGCUGUCCAGUCUUCUGCGAUGCUUGUUGCGACAACAGUUGGAUCGCGAUGCCAAGGCGGAGGAGGACAGCAGACGGCAGGAGGACCGGUGGCAACGAAUCCAGCAUCAAUUCUCCAAGCUUGAACAACAAGUUCAACAGGACCGCUUUGAGAGUCAACAACGGAGGACAGAGUCUCACAGCCAUGCAACGCACGACAGCAAUGAGGUUGAACCACGGCAGUCAUCUACUGGAGGCCAACCCAGCAGUCCGGCAAGGUUCUCAGGUUGGGAAAGGCCCAAGAUGCAACCCUACAGUGAAGGUGAGGAUAUUGAACAUUAUUUGAUCACCUUUGAGAGAAUUGCUCAUGCCUGCCAGUGGCCUCAGGAAGAGUGGGCUCUACAUUUGGCCCCACUAUUGACUGGUAAAGCUCGUUCAGCAUAUGUGGCUAUGGAUAUCGAUGACACGUUGGACUAUGGAAAAGUGAAGUCUGCUGUGUUGCAGAAAUUUGAAAUCUGUGCAGAGACUUACAGAAGGAGAUUCCGGUCCAGUGUGCCAGGUGAAGAAGAGACUCCAAAAGAGCUGCAGGCCCGCCUAAAAGACUUGUAUGACAAGUGGAUGGCACCCAAGACGAAAACGAAGGAAGAAAUUGGGGACAUCAUCGUACUGGAGCAGUUCCUCAAAGUCCUGAAUCCUGAGCUCCGCACUUGGAUCAAGGAGAGGGACCCAAAGAGCUCAAAAGAAGCAGCGGAGCUGGCUGAAGCUUUUCUCGCUGCACGACGCAGAGACUAUCACCCAGUCAAGCCCCGCCCUCCCACCCCACCAACCGGCAAUUGA
Messenger RNA from Synchiropus splendidus (mandarinfish), 911 nucleotides. RefSeq lists its product as uncharacterized. Bases 27 to 911 code for a protein of 294 amino acids. The transcript has 2 exons. Lineage: Eukaryota; Metazoa; Chordata; Actinopteri; Syngnathiformes; Callionymidae. The record is from RefSeq and is a predicted model, not a curated record.